Molecule: messenger RNA, 1101 nt
Organism: Acaulospora colombiana
Lineage: Eukaryota; Fungi; Glomeromycota; Glomeromycetes; Diversisporales; Acaulosporaceae
Source: the annotation of a GenBank genome assembly
GACUACGAAUCGGUCGAUGCAAAGUCGCCUCCUAGCUCUGACCAUGCAUUCCGUCGAAGUGAAUCCCCCCUUGGCCUAUCGGUAGGCUUCAAUCGGGAGCUUGAUGUCAAGAGUAGGGCCAUAGCGCUGAUCUUCUAUUACUUGUUAGUGGCUUGGGUCCGUCGUUUUGUGUUGCCCGAACCCAUCAGAGUGCCUAAUCUUCUUCGUUUUAGCCCUACCCUCGUUGGUCGCAAAGAGGUCAUGGAAGAACUCUUCCAUCCCGCGUAUGAUGGUGACGUCAAGUCUCUAUCCGCCUUCUCCCUCUCCUCCCUACUGUCCGUAUGCGCCAUGGGAUUGUUAUGGGACUCGACAACCCCCUCGUGGGAGAACGACUACAAGCUAUUCAGGUACUGGGCUCGUGCAUUGUUUUGGACAGAGUUCCCAAAGGGACCCACGACGAUCGCUGAUAUGGAGAGUCUACUCCUCCUGUUCGCGCUCUCUGGCCCAUCCCCCGAUAUUCCUGCCGAACAAUCGUACGAGUUACUUGCCUGGGGAAUCAAGAUGGGACUUCGUACGUUCUUGCCCGUGUACACCUGUUUGUUCGCGCUAAACUAUGAACAGAUCGUGAUCCUGAACCUCUCAACCUACCUCCUUCUGAGGCUCUUCGUCGUCGACGGGUCUUCUGGGACCAACCGAUUAUCACCUCUGCACUUUGCUGAUUGCAACAUUUUAGAGCUUGAACUUGGGGCAACCGCCAACAUUAGUCAGAGGUUUUUGCCAGAGUACCAUGCACAACUUACUCUCCUCAUCCAAGAUAUGCUUGCGCAUUUCAUGGAAUCUGGAUUAUCCCCUUCCUACGCUGCCGUCAUCCGUAUGGAGGCCAAGUUCCAACAGCUGGAUGUCAAUACUAUCGAUUCGCCCACACCCACUGUCACGGACAAAAUGGCUAAUGCUCCAGAAUCACCUUCCGAGGAAAGACGACAAGCGAUCUUGGCGUACAAGCGCGGGUACAAGAGCUUCCUCGCACUGAACUUGCAUAAGACAUACUUUUCUUAUUCUAUCAUGCGACCAAAGGAAGAUCCCCUCCACGGGCGAUUGGGCAAGUCAACCCAUGCCAUGUAA